Molecule: messenger RNA, 1155 nt
Organism: Myotis lucifugus (little brown bat)
Lineage: Eukaryota; Metazoa; Chordata; Mammalia; Chiroptera; Vespertilionidae
Gene: TACR2
Product: tachykinin receptor 2
Exons: 5
Coding region: 1-1155 (384 amino acids)
Biological process (GO): positive regulation of flagellated sperm motility; G protein-coupled receptor signaling pathway
Cellular component (GO): plasma membrane; sperm midpiece
Molecular function (GO): substance K receptor activity
Source: RefSeq, a predicted model, not a curated record
AUGGGGACCUGUACUGUGGAGACUGAUGCCAACAUCUCCUCUGGCCUUGAGAGCAACACCACGGGCAUCACCGCCUUCUCCAUGCCCGGCUGGCAGCUGGCACUGUGGGCUGCGGCCUACCUGGUCCUCGUGCUGGUGGCCGUGACGGGCAAUGCCACGGUCAUCUGGAUCAUCCUGGCCCAUCAGAGGAUGCGCACGGUCACCAACUACUUCAUUGUCAACCUGGCCCUGGCCGACCUCUGCAUGGCCGCCUUCAACGCUGUCUUUAACUUCGUCUACGCCAGCCACAACAUCUGGUACUUCGGCCGCGCUUUCUGCUAUUUCCAGAACCUCUUCCCCGUCACGGUCACGUUCGUCAGCAUCUACUCCAUGACCGCCAUCGCCGCAGACAGGUAUAUAGCCAUCGUCCACCCCUUCCAGCCACGGCUCUCAGCCCCUGGCACCAGAGCAGUUAUUGCUGGCAUCUGGCUGGUGGCCCUGGCCCUCGCCUUUCCCCAGUGUUUCUACUCCACCAUCAUCAUGGACCAGGGAGCCACCAAAUGCGUAGUGGCCUGGCCCGAAGACAACGGUGGCAAGGUGCUCCUUUGGUACCACCUCGCCGUGAUCGCCCUCAUCUACUUCCUUCCUCUCGCGGUGAUGUUCUUCGCCUACAGCGUCAUCGGCUUCACGCUGUGGAGACGCGGGGUGCCCGGGUACCAUGCUCAUGGCGCCAACUCCCAGUACCUGCAGGCCAAGAAGAAGUUUGUGAAGACCAUGGUGGUGGUGGUGGUGACGUUUGCCAUCUGCUGGCUGCCCUACCACCUCUACUUCAUCCUGGGCAAGUUCCAGGAGGACAUCUACUGCCACAAGUUCAUUCAGCAGGUCUACCUGGCGCUCUUCUGGCUGGCCAUGAGCUCCACCAUGUACAAUCCCAUCAUCUACUGCUGCCUCAACCGCAGGUUUCGCUCUGGAUUCCGGAUCGCUUUCCGCUGCUGCCCAUGGGUCACGCCAACCGAGGAGGAUAAGAUGGAGCUGACUCACACGCCCUCUCUCUCCAGGAGGGUCAACAGGUGUCACACUAAAGAGACUUUAUUCAUUAGUGGGGAUGUGGCCCCAUCUGAGGCUACCAGUGGGCAGGCUGGGGGUCCCCCAGAUGGGGUGCCUACUGAAUCCUGA